Alternaria alternata is the source of this 780-nucleotide messenger RNA. RefSeq lists its product as hypothetical. The transcript is spliced from 2 exons. The coding region runs from base 293 to 739 and encodes 148 amino acids. The record is from RefSeq and is a predicted model, not a curated record. Lineage: Eukaryota; Fungi; Ascomycota; Dothideomycetes; Pleosporales; Pleosporaceae.
UCUAACACUGGAUUUCUUGAGCACACCUGUAAUGCCAGCAUAGCUGUGCGAAAAGGCUGCAGGUGCAUGCCCGCGUAUUGAGCCGCAAAAGGUAUAGCGAGCUCUUUCACCAGGCGACUUUAACUGUAGACAUGUACGCACGAGAAGGUAGAUACGCUUCUCAAUAUAUAAGUAUCGUCCAGUGUAUCGUCUCCUCCCAUCACAUUUAAUCUCAACUUCGCCUUCAUAACACCAAAUCGUGCUCGUCAGGCUUGCUCAAUAUCCACUGCAUCUCAGCUGCCACUCCAUAGCCAUGACGGUCACAGCAAGCAUCGACAUUGCAUCCCCACCAGAAACUGUCCGCGCGAAGUUCCUCGACUUUGCAUCCCUUUCCAAAUAUCACAAAGGCUUCUUUACGUCCCUAAGCCCACUCGGCCCGGUCGAAUCAGGGAACAAGAUACGUGUCGUCUUUUCAUCUGGUCAAAAGAUGGACGCACCAAUCGAACACAACACACCCACCUCCUUUGCAUGGACCGGCUCAAUACCGCUUCUGUUUACAGGCACGCAUUCUUUCGUUUUCGAGCCCAGCAGCACCGUUCCAGGUGGUACAAAGUUCACACAAGAAGAAGUCUUCAGUGGCGCACUAGCUUUCUUGAUGGGCGAAAACGUGGUAGCCCGACAAUUCGGCUUCCCAGAAAAGACGAGGAGAGGAUGGGAAGGUUACAACAAUGACUUGAAAGCGUGGUGCGAAGCACAAUGAUGUGGUUAUUUAUAGAUUUCCUUUUUAUGCCGAAUAUCUGC